Messenger RNA from Darwinula stevensoni, 1215 nucleotides. The record is from the annotation of a GenBank genome assembly. Lineage: Eukaryota; Metazoa; Arthropoda; Ostracoda; Podocopida; Darwinulidae.
AUGAGGUAUCCCCUGGAAAUGCCAGAGGAUACCAUGGAGAAUGAGGACUACAACUUCGAAGAUGAGAGCAUUGGUGAUGCAGAGAAUGAGGGAUUUGCAGACCUAGAUAUCCUGUCCACUGAACUUCAGCUCCGGGAGAAGCUGAACUCCCUACGAAGAGAAAAGGAACAUUUAGAGAAAUGCCUAGCUUUGAAGGAGAAAAUUGAGCAUCUACAAAGGGAAAAUGAACGUUUAGGGAAGUGCCUGGCCUUGAAGGAACAAGAAAAGAAACGUUUGGAAGUGAUAGUUGAGCAGAAGACGUUCCUCAAUGAGAAACGGGAAGCCAUGAAGAGUGCUCAAGAAGGUUCUAGUCGAGUUCCAGUUCAUGUUACUUUGCUGGAAUAUGACCCUCGAUUCCAGUCCUUGGAUGACAACCCUGCUCAAGUGUCCAAUCAUGGCCGAAAGAGGUCCCAUGCCCGUAGAUUGCAGCAGCAUUUGGACCACUUAACAUUGAUUGACCUCAUGAAUUCUUACAGGCUCUUCAUGGACACGAGGCUGGACCCAAGUCAUGUAGACCUUUUGCUCAACCUGAUCAAUGUAUCCUUUAACCAAGUUCAGGGAGAGAGCCUUCAUAACCAGAAGUUCCACUUCUUCAAGGGGAAGAGAAGUCUCUUGACAUAUCUCUUGGAACAGCAGCUGUCGAUACCACGAAGACAUCCCUUACGAGAUGUCCGAAACUGUCCGAAAGAUGUCCUCAGGAUAUCCUAUAAAGACCAGGGGACAAGUCGUCCAGUUGGAGAUAUCCUUGGGAUAUCACCGUGCUGUGUGAGUGUUGCUGCGCUUCAACUUCCUGCCAACGUUGGGCCCACAUUGGCCCAACGAUCAUUGGAUUCCAUGUUGGAGAAUGAAGAAAAAAAGCGGUGGAUUCCACGCUGGCAGUAUGUCCUGUUCCAAGGACAGUUGUUUCUUGUCUACUUCAUUGCUGGGCUGAAGAAAUUUAAUUGGGAUUGGCUUGGUGGGGGUUCUGUGGACAAGAUGACCAUCAGUCCCAUUCUUCAACUCCUCUGCUCAUGGUUGUUGACAGAGGAGCAGGUGAAAAGUUGGAUCCUGAGACUUGGAGGGGUUGUGUUUGACACUCUUGUUGGCCCAAUGUUGCUGUGGAAAAGGACUCGCACCCUGGCAAUCCUCCUCUCAGCUAUUUUCCAUCUGAGCAAUCACUUCACUUUUAACAUUGGU